GCAGAAAGAAUCCGGUUAUUCUCUCGAUAAAAACCGGAUUAACAGGUCCACGAGGUCACGCCCAUAUCCUCCCCAAAAGCGGAUAUAAGUCUCAGAUGCUGGGCAACACUGCGACACAACGUUACUGCUUUGUAUAGACACAUAUUAUAUUUAUUUAUUUAUUGUAACUUUUUUUUCGCUGCAUCUCCCACUAAAAAGAAGGUACGAAAAAUGAUGCGUUUGCCCGAACUCCAGAACCAGAAGAACUCUCUGUUCACGGCCAUGAACCGCUUCAUCGGCGCGGUGAACCGGAUGGAUGAGACGGUGAUGGUGCCGAGUCUGCUGCGAGACGUGCCGCCCGCCAGCGCCGCGGACGCCGGGGACGCCGGGGACUACCUGCGCGCCGACGAGGCCGACAUGUACACUUACUACACGCAGCUCAAGACCAUCCGCAACGAGAUCGAGUGGGGAGCCGCACUGCGAGCCGAGGAGUCCCAGCGAGCCGCCGAGAAAGCGGCCGAGCCCGAGAUGAGCGAGCACGACGAGCUGGAGAGCUUGCUGCGGUUCCACCUGAAGGGCCUGUAUGGUGUUCUGACCAAACUCACCAGCCACGCCAACGAGCUGACCGACCGCUACAAGCAGGAGAUCGGCAUCGCUGGAUGGGGACAAUGAGACACUGGUGUGUGUGUGUGUGUGGAGAGGACUUUGAAAGCAUUUAAAGUAUUUCUUUUUUUUUUUUUUUUUUUUUUUUUUUGGAACUAACAUCAUUUUUGGUUGGUGACCAAAACCUGAUGUCAAAGUAUCAAGCUACCCUUUUUGCACAUAUCUUUCCUCCUCUACAUGAUCACACACACUACCUUGUCCGGUAUAUUUGGGAACUCUUGUAUUACUUGCAUUAAUGUUAUUAUAAAAAAAAAAGAAGAAAACCAGAGAAUGGGCAGAGGACUAACAAGGUCUCAUGAUGCAAAAGCUCUCUCCUACAUCACAUCUUCAGCUUUACAGAAAAAGCCUUAACCGUUGCAUGUAUUUAUUUUUGUUGUUGUUUUUGUGUAUAACUUUAGACAGAUUUUAGUUUCACUGAAAGGAAAAAUGAUCUGAAACUAUCUCCGUCAAUGACCUGGAAUGCUCCGAGAAGUUAUGAAGAGCUCCACGAGACGAUUUUGUUGUUGCUGUACUAUUGCCACCAGUGCAUUUUUGUCCAAAACAUUUGUUACUUUUAUAUCCUGAGAUUAUUUUAUAGUAAAAUAAAUUGUCAUCUGUUUAAUACAUGA
Molecule: messenger RNA, 1250 nt
Organism: Silurus meridionalis
Lineage: Eukaryota; Metazoa; Chordata; Actinopteri; Siluriformes; Siluridae
Gene: mid1ip1a
Product: MID1 interacting protein 1a
Exons: 1
Coding region: 211-651 (146 amino acids)
Biological process (GO): regulation of lipid biosynthetic process
Cellular component (GO): cytosol
Source: RefSeq, a predicted model, not a curated record